AAUUCAUUCAAUUUCCAUCUUCUCUUCCCCCAAAUUCUCUUGAAACCCUAAUUCUUUUACCAAUUAAACACCAUUUUUGCAAUCUAAUCAAACCCUAGAAGAAGGUGAAACAAUGUCCACAAGACUUCAAAAGGCAAUAGGAGCAGUCAAAGAUCAAACCAGCAUAAGUCUAGCCAUAGUCAACGGUUCAUCGAACCUCGAGGUCGCCAUCGUCCGAGCCACCACCCACAACGAUGAUCCAAUCGAGGAGCGCCACAUCUACGACGUCCUCCAACUCGUCUCCUCCAACAAAAUCCAUGCCGGGGCGUGUGCCCGAGCCAUCGGAAGACGGAUCAGUCGGACUCGUAAUUGGAUCGUCGCACUGAAGUCGUUGAUGCUCGUGCUCCGGAUAUUCCAAGACGGUGAUCCGUACUUCCCGAGAGAGGUUCUCCAUGCUAUGAAACGAGGCGCCAAGAUUCUCAACCUCUCGAACUUCCGAGAUGAAUCGCAUUCGAGCCCGUGGGAUUACACCGCGUUUGUUCGGACGUUUGCUCUGUAUUUAGAACAACGAUUGGAUUGUUUUCUCACCGGAAAACUUCGACAACGAUAUACGUGUAAAGAGAGAGAUGGAAGUCAUAGCUAUAGGACGAUGGCGAACGAAUCGCUUCGUGAUAUGAAACCUUCAAUGUUACUAGAUCGGAUUGCAAGCUGGCAGCGGUUGCUCAAUCGUGCAAUCGCUACCAGGCCAACUGGUUCAACCAAGAUGAACCGGUUGAUUCAAAUCUCUCUUUACGUUGUCGUGAAAGAGAGUUUUGAUAUCUACAAGGAUAUAACCGAGGGAUUAGCGCUUAUUCUCAAUAAUUUCUUCCAUUUACAAUACGAAGCAUGUGUAUGUGCGUUUGAAAUUUCCGUUAUGGCGGUGAAGCAAUUCGAAGAGCUCAACGAGUUUUACUCGGUAUGUCAAACGAUAGGGGUAGGGAGGAUUUCCGAGUACCCUAACAUCCAAACGAUAUCGGAAGAAUCCCUCGAAAGAAUGGAACAUUUUUUGGAGGAUCAAUCUUCGUCUUCAGGGCAUGUGAGACCACCGAAUAAGCCGCUCGUUGUCCCGGAUCCGGAAGUGAGAUCACCGUCGAGCUGUGAUGGUAGUUGGCAACCCAACCUCGAUGCAAGAUCGGAAUUUGGUACACAAUGCUCGUCGAUAGAGGAUUUGAUCAGUGCUACAGAGACGGGGAAAAGACCGUCUAUAUCGAUCGAUUUGGAGGCAUAUUCAGAUCAGUUUGAGAAGACAUACCAACAAGAAGAACCGUUUAGAGUGAGUUACACGGGUUCCACCCAAUCGUUGCCCGUGAUGAACUCGAUGAUCGACCUUCUCUCGUUAGAUGAUUGGCCACCAGAGGAACAACAAGAACAAGAACGAGAACAGGAGUUGUUCGAUACCGUGAUACUGAACGAUUCGACCAACCCCCAACACUCGACAUCAAGCAACGACCCGCUGCAAUCUAGUUUAGACAAAAGCUGGGAGCUCGUUCUGGCCGAGAGUGUUGAACGGCUACCGCAGUCUCGAGAAAACAGUCUUGACGGUUUCGGGAAUCUUCAAGUACACGACACAUACUCUAGACGAAAACAACCAGAGUCUAACGAGGGUUGGGAACUUGCCUUAGUAGGGACCCCUGGACCACAACAAACUCAUCAAGGCAUUUCAUCAAACACCUUCGAUGCAUCUACCGCUAUCACAUUAUAUGAUCAGCCUCCACCUCAAUCGCCGUCACUAAACCAUUACAACCCGUUUUUAGACGUCAUACCUGCCACGCCGCCACGCCGCCCUUCACCAACAAUGGAUUUCGGAGCAAACUUUUUGGGUGUCAAUCCGUUCUCAUCACCACCACCAUUUCCGAGGACCACUCCCAGCCAAAACGAUCCUUUUUCAGCAGGAUUACGAAAAACACAGAGUGAUCGAUUUGCACUCCCACCACACCAGCGCCAAAAUGAUCGGUUCUUGGUCAGAUCAAUCAGCAGCCAGAAUGAUCCGAUCCCACGAUCAUCUUUUACACCGCCAGCACACGGCGAUCAGAGUGACCCUUUUGGGCCAUACAUUCAGAUAAAAGAUCCUUUUAGUGAGAGAAUGAACCAACAAAAUUUGCUAAAACAGCAACAGUUAUGGUUGCAACACCAACAAAAGAUCAUGGAUAGAAAUAUGGCAAACAUUUGA
Molecule: messenger RNA, 2188 nt
Organism: Cynara cardunculus var. scolymus (artichoke)
Lineage: Eukaryota; Viridiplantae; Streptophyta; Magnoliopsida; Asterales; Asteraceae
Product: clathrin coat assembly protein AP180-like
Exons: 1
Coding region: 113-2188 (691 amino acids)
Biological process (GO): clathrin-dependent endocytosis; vesicle budding from membrane; clathrin coat assembly
Cellular component (GO): clathrin-coated pit; clathrin-coated vesicle
Molecular function (GO): SNARE binding; clathrin heavy chain binding; 1-phosphatidylinositol binding
Source: RefSeq, a predicted model, not a curated record